AAACAGAGAAACUAUUACAGAAUAAACAUAAUCGACGAACCAAUCGGAGCAUUCAGAUAUGAGCGGUAUCGCAUUGUGGUAGCUACCUAUCUGGCCCGAACGAUCGGCCGCGGCCGCGCCGUCAUUGUCUCACACUAGUGGUGGUACUAGACACAGGGUGCUUGGGCGCAGAAGGACGUUCUGAUAAAAGAUUACAGCGUCACUAUCAGUUGAUCCACCGCCGCGGCAGGAGCAUCUCUCGGCUGUGGGCGACAUCUGAGCCGCUGCUCUGUGGCUCUAAUUGAAUCAAUUCAACGAAUGUCUUCCGUCGCUGAUUGCAGCUCCCUAGUGGCGAGUCCGUGUCCCGACUGUAGUGCAUCGCGAUAUUCAACUCUAUCUGUCGUGCUUGUGUUGUGAACAUGUGCUGGUGAACUGACACCCACCAAGUGCUUUAUUGAAUCAAGAGUUUUUAGUGAAGUUAAUAAAUUAAGGAAACGACAAGAUGUUCAGAAUAUACGAAAUAUUCUUCGUGAUGGCGCUGUCAUGCGUGUGCGCACGAAGCAAGGAGAUGACAGAGAUCGAAGCACUGGGAGCGCAGCCGCGCCACUGCACCUACGAGUACGCGUACGAAAUGUACGGGGCCCACUGCGCGGGGCGGGGGCUCAAUAAGAUACCUAACUUAAAAAGCGGUAUUGAGAUCCUGGACUUCAGUGAUAACAAGCUCCAGGAAUUGACCGAAGAAAUGAUGUCUAGUUACACGAGCAUCAAGUUCCUGUACCUCGCAGAUAACCACAUCUACAACAUUGAGGAAACCGCACUCUCACGCUUCACCAACUUGCAGACUCUAGACUUAUCUAACAACGUCAUACUAGAGCUGCCCAACUCGAUAUUUCAGCUGCCGUCAUUGAGGAAGUUGUAUUUUAGAAGUAAUCCGAUAUUUCACAAGGCUAUAGAGCCACUGGUUAUAGAGAGACCAAUCAAAGCGCCGCUGGAGCUCUUGGAUGUGUCAGACUGUAAAAUAAAGAACCUGCCGGACUGGGGCUACCUGCCGCAGUUGCGGUUCUACAACAUCUCGCACAACCCCCUCGCCGCUCUCAGUGUCGACCACUUCGCAAGGAUGUGCAACCUGGUCAACGUGGACUUGACGGACUCUAUAGAAAACAUCAAACUCUGCAACAUGAGGCCUGCUGUUUUGUGGCUGAAGGAGAAGCGAGUUUCCUUCUUACUAGCAGAUUACUCAAGACUCAAUACAAGAGAGUUCGAGAAUUGUCCAGUUCCAGACGACAUGGUGAAUUAUAACUCCACGUACCACCGGUGUAAAGCAGAUUACUUACAGGUACAAAGUUCGAAGGCGUCGCGGCGCACAUGGCUGACGAUAGGCGGCGGGCUGGCGGGCUUCCUCGUCGGCUUCAUACUGCUGCUGUACGUGAUGCACCGACACAACGUGGCGCAGACCAAGACCAAGGCCGAGAAGAUCAAGCAGGCCACACCCCCUGACUCUGACAAGAACGCCACCGCCGUCCUCCUCAGAGACAUCUCAUAGUUACCAUAUCUUCCCCAUAUCUUCACAUCUACAUUCUUGCCACACGCGCCAGAUAGCGUGCCACUCACUCCUUAGCUAGUGCUGCGCAAUAAGGAUGAUACGCGAACAGAAGUUGAAACAGAUAACAAAUGAGAAAUGUCGAGAUACGCUCGCCAUGAUUGUGAUUCAUGAUUAGGUAAAAUGCGUCCAAUUUAUUAAGAGAUGGUGAAUAUUCAGGGUAUUGAUUUUGAAUAAACCAAAGAUAUAUUUUGGCACUUUUUAAAUUAACACUUACGAUAAGGAUAUUUAAAUUAAUAACUAGUGUAAGGCAAGUGCAAAUGAAACGACAACACAGACAAGAAUUAAAUUCAUUUUAGAGGUGCUGUGUUGUAUUUGGUGCUAGACUAACGAAUAUUUCAAUACACUCAUUGUCUUAAAAUAUACCAACGCACCAGCUUAUCUUAGCACAGAUAUGUAGGUAUGUAUAAUAUGAACUUCCUGAAAUGACAGAUUUCUGCUAUGAAAUUGUUCUUUUGAAAGAUCUAUUAAGUACAGUAAAAUAAUUAUAAUAAGUAGAUAGGUAAGAGGAUUACCUAAAUUCACGUAAUAUUGUCUUCAUUUUAGUAAGUAGAUAUGGUCAGCUUCAAAAGUACAAGUCAACGUUAAUUUCUUAACAUCACAAGUGCCAUAAACUAAAAACAAAGUAUGUAUGUGAAUAUUUUAGUAAGUUAUUGACAACACAGUGUUUAGAAGUUUUGAAAAUUUAAAUUUUCUCAGCUACCUACUUUUGAAGCUGACUGUACCUCCAAACCUAUGAUUUGUGGAUAUAGUUUACUGAUGUAAAGUGUAAUAAUAAGAAUAUUAUUUCAAAGCUUUGAAGGCUGACUAGAUUUAACAUUGUGCCGUUUACUCAAUAGGUAUGUAUGUUUAUUCAGUUGUGAAGAAUUCCAGCGCUUUCACACUGACGAACUUUCCGAUCGGAACAAUCGAUUUUUUGCCGCUUAGAAUGAGUUGUGCGGAAAAUCCGCCAGUCUAAAAACGCUGUGUAUGCCCAUGUUACUGCAUGAUAAAGUCGCAAAUAAAUGUUUUGUAUAAGUUGACAAAAUUAAUUUAAUUUUGUAUCAAUAUAAUGGGGCGUAAGGUAUUUAUAGGUGAGUAUGAGCUAAUGUAUAUUUCUGAGUGGUUUUGAUAAUUUGAAUUUGAGAUAUUUUUAUAAGUACCUAGUUUCCCGAUUAAGAUGUCUGUAUUGCCUAGGUAAUUAAGAUUACUGGACUUAUGACUUGUGAACAUUUCAAUGAAUUCCAAAACCCAUUUUGAGUGUCCUAAAAAUUGGGUUCUUAUAUCAUUAAUGGCAAAAUUAAAAAACAUCUUGAAAAUAUAUAGAAAACAUACAUGUUACUGCAUAUUAUUAGAUGUUCGGUGAAUUGGCACAAUUCAUUGUGAAAUGUAAUUGCACUUCGGAUGACUAAUAGAUAAAUAUGAGGGCUAAUAAACAUAAUUUGCAUUUAGUACAAAAACAAUGCAAAUAUGUCAUUUCCUACUAGUUAUUGUGCUUGUUUGCUAUUUUGCCAAAGAUUUGAUGAAUUGUUUAUUCAUAAUAACACGUUAUAAUAAAAACUGCUAUUUUUGUAAACAAA
Molecule: messenger RNA, 3138 nt
Organism: Helicoverpa armigera (cotton bollworm)
Lineage: Eukaryota; Metazoa; Arthropoda; Insecta; Lepidoptera; Noctuidae
Product: leucine-rich repeat transmembrane neuronal protein 1
Exons: 5
Coding region: 482-1522 (346 amino acids)
Molecular function (GO): protein binding
Source: RefSeq, a predicted model, not a curated record